AAUCGGUCCCUACCCUCCAUUGGCUUUGUAUAACCUUUCCAAAACAUGAUUUGUAAAAUAAUAAUAAAAAAACCACUCCGGACCUCUCCCAUGGCGUCUCUCGUGACCUUCUUUUUAUCUACUCUUUUUGUCACGGUCACUAUCGUGAGCUCGGAGACGCUGUGCCGGAAUUUCGAGUCGAUCAUCAGCUUCGGCGAUUCGAUUGCCGACACGGGAAACUUGGUCGCUCUCUCUGACCAUAACCAUCUUCCCGGGCCAGCGUUUCCGCCGUACGGAGAAACCUUCUUCCACCACCCAACUGGCCGUUCCUGCGACGGCCGCAUCAUCAUAGACUUCAUCGCUGAAUUUUUGGGGCUUCCUUAUGUGCCUCCUUACUUUGGAUCUAAAAAUGGAAACUUUGAGAAAGGAGUUAAUUUUGCUAUAGCUUCAGCAACGGCAUUGGAAAGCUCUAUUUUUGAGGAGAGAGGGUUUCAUAUUCCUUACAGCAACAUCAGUUUAGGAGUUCAGCUAAAGAGCUUCAAGGAGAGUUUACCAAAUCUAUGUGGCUCGCCUUCAGAUUGUAGAGAUAUGAUUGGAAAUGCUUUGAUUCUCAUGGGAGAAAUUGGAGGGAAUGAUUAUAAUUUCCCAUUCUUCCAACGCAAACCUGUUAAGGAAGUCGAAGAGCUAGUUCCGCUGGUAAUCAACACUAUUUCUUCUGCAGUCACGGAGUUGAUUGCUAUGGGAGGCAGAACCUUUCUUGUGCCCGGAAAUUUCCCUAUAGGAUGCUCAGUGAUCUAUUUGACAUUAUAUCAGACAUCAAACAAGGAAGAAUAUGAUCCAUUAACAGGAUGUCUAAAAUGGUUGAAUAAUUUUGGAGAAUACCACGAAGAGCAGCUUCACGCAGAACUCAACAGACUCAGGAAGCUCAACCCUCAUGUCAAUAUUAUAUACGCUGACUACUACAAUGCUCUGUUGCGCCUUUUCCAAGAACCAGCCAAAUUCGGGUUCGGGAACAGACCUUUCCCUGCUUGUUGUGGUAUUGGAGGACCGUACAACUUCAGCCUCAAUAGAAAUUGUGGGAGUGUCGGAGUGAAAUCGUGCAAUGAUCCUUCAAAGUAUGUGGGGUGGGACGGUAUUCAUAUGACUGAGGCUGCAUACAAAUUGAUAGCUGACGGAAUACUCCAAGGCCCGUAUGCGAUUCCUCCUUUCAAUUGGUCUUGCCUCAACUCCGAGACUAACAAGAAAUCAUUAGACACAGAUUAUUCUUUGAUCAACAUUGAUACAACCUUGUCUAAAACUUUGAGACAAGAGUGAUAAUGAGAAAAAACAUAUAUAUAUAUAUAUAUCUGUACUUAAUUGUGUUGUUGUUUAAGAGAGAGUGGUUUAGGUGUUACUAGCUAAAUCAUGUGGUAUCGUUAGAGA
Molecule: messenger RNA, 1401 nt
Organism: Camelina sativa (false flax)
Lineage: Eukaryota; Viridiplantae; Streptophyta; Magnoliopsida; Brassicales; Brassicaceae
Product: GDSL esterase/lipase At1g28600
Molecular function (GO): hydrolase activity, acting on ester bonds
Source: RefSeq, a predicted model, not a curated record